CCACCCCGCAAAACCCCGCCAUGUCUUCCAAGUCGCAAUUGACCUACACUGCUCGUGCCAGCAAGCACACCAACCCUCUGGCCAAGCGCCUCUUCGAGAUUGCCGAGGCCAAGAAGACCAACGUGACCGUCUCCGCCGACGUGACCACGACCAAGGAGCUCCUGGAUCUCGCUGACCGUCUGGGACCGUAUAUCGCCGUGAUCAAGACGCACAUCGACAUCCUCUCGGACUUCAGCAACGAGACGAUCGAGGGCCUCAAGGCGCUGUCCGAGAAGCACAACUUCCUGAUCUUCGAGGACCGCAAAUUCAUCGACAUCGGCAACACCGUCCAGAAGCAGUACCACAAGGGCACCCUCCGGAUCUCGGAGUGGGCCCACAUCAUCAACUGCAGCAUCCUGCCCGGUGAGGGCAUCGUGGAGGCCCUGGCCCAGACCGUCGCGGCCGACGACUUCGAGUACGGCGCCGACCGCGGCCUCCUGAUCCUGGCCGAGAUGACCUCCAAGGGCUCCCUCGCCACGGGCCAGUACACCACCGCCUCGGUGGACUACGCGCGCAAGUACCAGAAGUUCGUCAUGGGAUUCGUGUCGACGCGGGCGCUGGGCGAGGUGCAGUCCAAGGUGAGCUCCGCCUCAGACGAGGAGGACUUCGUCGUGUUCACGACGGGCGUCAACAUCUCCUCCAAGGGCGAUAAGCUCGGCCAGCAGUACCAGACCCCCGCGUCCGCCAUUGGUCGCGGAGCCGACUUCAUUAUCGCCGGUCGCGGGAUCUAUGCCGCGGCCGACCCGGUGCAGGCGGCGCAGCAGUACCAGAAGGAGGGUUGGGAGGCGUACCAGGCCCGUGUUGGCGGCAACUAAAAGGGGUGUUAAUUUUAGACAAUGUACAGGAUUAGCAACAUAAUGCCAUGUUAC
Messenger RNA from Aspergillus japonicus CBS 114.51, 908 nucleotides. RefSeq names its product orotidine-5'-phosphate decarboxylase pyrG (gene pyrG). Lineage: Eukaryota; Fungi; Ascomycota; Eurotiomycetes; Eurotiales; Aspergillaceae. Gene Ontology annotation, biological process: 'de novo' pyrimidine nucleobase biosynthetic process; 'de novo' UMP biosynthetic process. The record is from RefSeq and is a predicted model, not a curated record. Gene Ontology annotation, cellular component: cytosol. Gene Ontology annotation, molecular function: orotidine-5'-phosphate decarboxylase activity. The coding region runs from base 21 to 854 and encodes 277 amino acids. The transcript has 2 exons.